Messenger RNA from Colletotrichum chrysophilum, 1545 nucleotides. RefSeq lists its product as uncharacterized. The coding region runs from base 1 to 1545 and encodes 514 amino acids. The record is from RefSeq and is a predicted model, not a curated record. NCBI's taxonomy places the organism in Eukaryota, Fungi, Ascomycota, Sordariomycetes, Glomerellales, Glomerellaceae. The transcript is spliced from 3 exons.
AUGCCUGCUCCAACGAGUGGUGGCAAGACGAGCAUGGUUUCGCCGGACAACGACCCCAGACUUAUUGAGGAUGGCCCUCCGCUGCAUGAUUCACCCUCUAAUCGCCACAGACAUCCGUUGGACGACGAUUCUGACCCAGAAGAGGCCGACAUAGAGGAGCAUUUGCACCGAGGACCCAGUGGCUUUGUUCUCCAUCGCACGAUAUGGGACAACCAGAGACCUGGACAGGGUGCUUCCCCCAACGCUCGCCAACCGACGGACCCGGCCGACGGCGACCAGAUUAUCAGGCGCUUCAUUGAUAUGGUCAAUGAGUUUGGUAUGGGCAUGCCUCCUCGCCCGCCGCCAGACGAGACCCGGCCGCCCCCUGGAUUUGGCGGUGGUCUAUUUGGAGGCCCAGGCAAUGUGCGCACCUACUACAGAGAAGGCCGUGGAGGAACUACAAGCUUCACAAUCGCUACUGGACCGAUCCAUAUCCAUCAAGGCGGCAACCGAUCCCCCGUCGGGCCUGGAGCCGACCCCUUCCAAUCGUAUGUUCGCCAAAGUCCCCGUGGCCACCCCACCAAUGGACCUCGAGUCACCAUGAUAUCCAUCAGAUCCAAUGCUAAUCAGCUUCCCAGUAUCUUCAGCAGUGUUCUGGCAGGAGCAGGACCCCCGACCCCGGGCGGACCUCCCAGUCCUGGUCAAGGACAGCGUGCGGCCGGUGGAGCGCCCACACUUCUCCAUGAGAUUCUCAACAUGCUCAACCCGGCGAACGCUAGCCAUGGAGAUGCUGUGUACACUCAGGAAGCCUUGGAUCGGAUAAUAUCCACCUUGAUGGAGCAAAACCCUCAGUCGAACGCGGCACCUCCAGCUACCGAGGACGCUCUCAGCAAGCUGGAGCGCAAGAAGGUCGACGAGAAGAUGCUGGGACCAGAGGGCAAGGCUGAGUGCACAAUUUGCAUCGACGACUUCAGUCUCGGUGAUGAUGCUACAGUUCUACCCUGCAAGCACUGGUUUCAUGAUCAGUGUGUUGUGAUGUGGUUGAAGGAGCACAAUACCUGCCCGAUCUGCCGCACGCCCAUUGAGGAGUCGAGCAACAACAAUGCCAACAGCAGUGCGAGCAACGCUAACAACAGCGGCAACAACGCUUCCCAGCGUUCUCCUGAUGCUGCCCCAGGUUCAUCUGGCAGCAACCAGAACCCCGCAUACUGGGACGAUGCGCCUCCUGGGAUCCCCGGUCAUUGGGGAGCGCAGACGUUUGGUAGCCGCCCAGUCUUCUUCGGUGGACUCGGUCCACCUCCAGUACCGGCGGACUCGACGCGUCCGGAGCGAUCCGCGGCUACCGAUUGGGAUGCCGAGACAUCAAUCCUCAGCGCCCUCAGGAGACAAGCCGAAUGUCUAGCUUCCGGUCCCGCCGGGAUUCUCAUUCGCCUCCUAGCCUACGUCGGCAUCAGUCCGAUUCAUUCAGAGCUCGACACAGAAGCCCGUCUUCAGGAAACUGGGAGAGAAAUCAAGACAAUAACAAUCAAGAUGGCGGAUCCAGUCACGGACCCUUCAACUGGUUGA